Nomia melanderi (Alkali bee) is the source of this 1470-nucleotide messenger RNA. NCBI's taxonomy places the organism in Eukaryota, Metazoa, Arthropoda, Insecta, Hymenoptera, Halictidae. The record is from RefSeq and is a predicted model, not a curated record.
UCUGUAGUAUUUCUAUUUUUCAUUUCAACGAACAGCAUUAAUUAGAUAUAAACAGUGAAGUUUUGAGACAUACUGUCGUAGUUUGGAGGUUAGAAUCUUGUGACGUUUCAUGAAAUACUAAUGUAAGUGACUCAUUUCUAGCUUGAUUGCCAUUGUUUUAGAAAUUCAACAGGAUCUUUGUUAUUUACCGUUGAAUAAUAUUUUGUAUAUUGCACCCUUGUCAGUAAUAUAAUAAUAUUUUUAGAAAUAUGCUCUGUUUUGAAUGUUACUCACCGUGAUAACAGAUAAAAAGGAAUUACAAAUAAGGUGUUAUCGUUUAGUAGAUAAGUGAUUACAAGUUACUGACCUCAGUCUUGUAAAUUUUUCAAGAGAAAAAACUAGGAAUAGAAAGGAAUGUUUGUUUUUAUUAUAGCCUUCAUCAUGCCUAUAAUGUACUGUGUGGUAUCCCGAGGGCUUACUGUGCUCGCAAAGUUUGCCUCUUGCGAUGGAAACUUCGAGGAAGUCACAGAGAAAGUCCUUGCCAAAAUCUCUCCACAAAACGAUAAGAUGACGUAUUCUCAGGGACCUUAUUUGUUUCAUUAUAUCUCUAAUAAUAAUAUUAUCUAUAUGUGCAUCACAGAUGACGCUUUCCAAAGAUCUAGAGCAUUCCUAUUUCUCACAGAAAUCAAAAGACGAUUCUUGGCUAUGUAUGGGCAAGGGGCACAAACCGCGGUAGCAUACUCAAUGAAUUCAGAAUUCAGUAAAAUUCUGGCCAAUGAAAUGAGGUAUUACAGUGAGUCGAAUCGUGAGAUUGACAUGAUAUCCAAAGUUCACGGUGAAUUAGAUGAAUUGAAAGAUAUCAUGGUACAAAACAUUGAUAGUGUAUCAAUGCGGGGAGAACGGUUAGAGUUACUCGUAAACAAAACGGAAAAUUUAACUGCCAAUUCGGUCACGUUUAGGAAAACGAGCAGAAAUUUAGCGCGCUCGUUAUUCUGGAAGAACGUUAAAAUCUAUGUGAUCAGUGGCGCGAUAGUUAUUGUUACUAUAUACCUUAUUGUGUCUAUUUCUUGCGGUGGUUUGGCUUGGCAAAAAUGUGUCGGAAAUUAAGUUUGGUACAUUACAACGUUCAAAGUAACUCGCAUGAUAUUCGACGAUCUCGUUCGAUUCAAUGUGUCGAUCGGUCGUUGCACGGAGAAAUAUUUCUGAUUAAAGCGUCGUGAAAAUUUAACUAUCGGUUCACUCUGUAUAUAAAAAACUGAAAAAUCGAUGUUCGACUUUGUAAUAAGCAUAUAGAGAAACGGACACAAAUAUUAUUAGGAGAAUUAUAUAUAUAUAUAUAUAAAUAUAUAACGCUUAUAUUAUUUUUAUUAUAUUAUCAGGAAGAUACCGAUAUCGUUUAUAUACUCUAAGCGAUGAAAAUAUACUUUUACCGCCGCCUAUGUAUAUUGUAUCAUAUAAAUGCGUUCCACGAACGAAUAAAACAAUGCAUUA